AUGUGCGAAAAUGGAAACAACGGAAUUUUGGGCGAUGAAAUGGGUCUCGGCAAAACCAUUCAGACCAUUUCAAUUUUUGGCUACAUGAAGAACGUCAAGAAAAUUAACGGGCCAUUUUUGGUGGCCGCGCCGUUGUCAACGCUGCAAAAUUGGUUGAACGAAUCACAAACAUUUUGCCCAUCGCUACGAACGUUUGUAUUGCAUGCGUACAAGGAUGAACGCGCAAAAUUGCUGGAAAAAUUGAAAAAACCUGAAGACUGGGAUCCAUGCAUUACAUCCUACGACUUCCUUCUGAAAGAAUAUCAUAAAUUCCGCAAACCGAAUUGGCAAUACGUGGUUUUGGACGAAGGUCACAAGAUUAAAAAUGAAAAGACAAAAAUGAAUGGAGCAUUAAAAGCAAUCGAGUCAAAACACCGGCUCAUGCUCACCGGAACUCCAUUGCAGAACAAUUUGCAUGAGCUCUGGGCUUUGUUGAACUAUCUGUUGCCGAAUGUAUUCGCCGAUUCGGUUGAUUUUGAUUCGGACGAUGGUUUGAGUGGCAAUGAAACAAUCGUCAACCCACAAAUACAAACAUAUGGAAAAGUACAAGCAAAUGAAAGAAACAACAUUUUCGUCGAAUUGCGCAAGGCAGCAAAUCAUCCAUAUCUAAUUGAUAACAUCGAACCUAGUCCACCUUACACAACCGAUCAACAUUUGGUCGAUAGUUGUGGCAAGAUGAAAGUGUUGGAUCAAUUACUUGCACAGCUCAAAGCACAAGGAUCGCGUGUUGUUCUCUUCAGCCAGGCCAUACGGGUGAUGCUCGAAAUAAUUGAGGACUAUCUGAUGUGGCGCGGCUACAAAUGUUGUCGAUUGGAUGGUAACAACACGUACGAUGAGCGUACUAAGAGCAUUGACGAGUUCAAUGCGAAAAAUAGUGAGAAAUUCGUAUUCAUCCUAUCAACUCGUGCUGGUGGCCUAG
Sitodiplosis mosellana (orange wheat blossom midge) is the source of this 958-nucleotide messenger RNA. Its product is annotated as SWI/SNF-related matrix-associated actin-dependent regulator of chromatin subfamily A member 5-like. The record is from RefSeq and is a predicted model, not a curated record. The transcript is spliced from 4 exons. Gene Ontology annotation, biological process: positive regulation of transcription by RNA polymerase II. Gene Ontology annotation, cellular component: nucleus. Lineage: Eukaryota; Metazoa; Arthropoda; Insecta; Diptera; Cecidomyiidae. The annotation marks the transcript as partial. Gene Ontology annotation, molecular function: DNA binding; ATP binding; ATP-dependent chromatin remodeler activity.